AUGGCAGUUCCAUUGGUGUGUACGCUCAAGAACUGCCCGAUCGAAUGGGGCUACGUUCACUAUCAGCCUUCGAUCGGCGGCAAUGCUUUCAUGGCAGCGGCCUUUGGCCUGCUCGCGGCUCCAGCCAUCUAUCUGGGGAUCCGCCACAAGGUCAAGCUGUUCACCUUUUGCUUCGUGACGGGGCUGGUGGGCGAGGUGGUUGGGUAUGUUGGACGGAUUAUGUUACACAAUGAUCCAUUCAGCAAGAACGCGUUUCUCAUGUACCUCAUUUGCACGACUAUCGCGCCGUGCUUUACGGCAGCGGCAAUCUACUUGACGCUUUCGCGCAUCGUUGUCGUCUAUGGCGAGGUAAUCAGUCGGAUUCGGCCACGAACGUACACUCUCCUGUUCAGCGGCUUUGAUCUGAUUGCUUUGGUGGUGAUUGCCGUUGGAGGAGGCAUGGCAGCAGUUGCAGUCAAACAAUGGAAGAUCGAUCAAGGUACUCAUAUCAUGGUCGCCGGACUAGUAGUUCAGGUGAUCAGCCUAGUGGUUUUCAUUUCUCUCUGUUUCGAAUACUUCCUGAGGGUUCGAAAGAGUCAGAAUCGACUGAACCCGAACUAUGCCACCCUGCGCCACUCCUCUCGAUUUAAGCUAUUCCUGUACGCCCUCGCAGCAGCGACCAUCUUGCUCUUCAUUCGAGCGGUGUAUCGAGUAGUGGAGCUUUCGGGAGGAUUCCGGGGCAGGUUGGCCCAGAACGAAGUCUUGUUCAUGGUCUUGGACGGUGCUAUGGUUCUGCUGGCGUGCAUUAUCUUGAUCGUGUUCCAUCCUGGUCUUGCCUUUGAUGGCGUCUGGAAAGAGGCAUCCUUCCAUUGGGGUAAGAAGAACGAAAGCAACGAGUCCAUGAUGCAGGACAUCACAACGCACUCUGUCCCUUACAAUGGUAAGCGUUGA
Molecule: messenger RNA, 930 nt
Organism: Penicillium diatomitis
Lineage: Eukaryota; Fungi; Ascomycota; Eurotiomycetes; Eurotiales; Aspergillaceae
Product: RTA1 domain-containing protein
Exons: 2
Coding region: 1-930 (309 amino acids)
Cellular component (GO): fungal-type vacuole; plasma membrane
Source: RefSeq, a predicted model, not a curated record